Messenger RNA from Prinia subflava (tawny-flanked prinia), 1307 nucleotides. RefSeq names its product phosphopantothenoylcysteine synthetase (gene PPCS). The transcript has 3 exons. The record is from RefSeq and is a predicted model, not a curated record. Bases 45 to 995 code for a protein of 316 amino acids. Lineage: Eukaryota; Metazoa; Chordata; Aves; Passeriformes; Cisticolidae. Gene Ontology annotation, molecular function: phosphopantothenate--cysteine ligase activity. Gene Ontology annotation, cellular component: nucleus; cytoplasm. Gene Ontology annotation, biological process: coenzyme A biosynthetic process.
CGCAGGUGACACACGUGAUUUCCUGCGGGCCGUGCGGGCCGGUUAUGGCGACGGCGGCGAAGGAAGAGAAGGACGAGGACAAGGACAGGGUCGAGGACAACGACAUGGAUGCGGCCAUCGAGGGCCGGGUGCGGGCUUGGGCGGCGGCGCAGGCGGCACGCGGGCGGCGCGUGGCGCUGGUGACGUCGGGCGGGACGCAGGUGCCGCUGGAGGCACGCGCCGUGCGCUUCCUGGAGAACUUCAGCAGCGGCCGGCGCGGGGCCGCCUCGGCCGAGCGGCUCGUGCGGGCGGGGUACGGCGUGUGCUUCCUGUACCGCGCCCGCUCCGCCUUCCCCUGGGCCCGCGCCCUGCCGCCGCACGGGCCCGCGCUGCUCGACGCGCUCCGCCUCACCCCGGGGCCGCCACCCGGCGUGGCCGCCGCCCCUGCCGCGCUGCCCGCGCUGCUGCCCGCGCUCCGCGAGUACCAACGCGCCACCGAGGCGGGCGCGCUGCUCGCCAUCGAGUUCACGGGGCUCGAUGAGUACCUGGCGCUGCUGCGCGCGGCUGCCCGAGCCCUGGCGCCCCUCGGUUCCAGUGUCAUGUUCUACCUAGCAGCCGCUGUGUCAGAUUUCUACAUCCCAGUCUCUGAGAUGCCGGAGCACAAGAUCCAGUCCGCGGAGGGGCCCUUGCAGAUCACAAUGAAGAUGGUGCCAAAAAUGCUGUCACCCCUGGUUAGAGACUGGGCCCCUGAGGCCUUUGUGAUUUCCUUCAAACUGGAGACAGAUCCCCAGAUCCUCCUGGAUAAAUCUCGGCAGGCUCUGGAGAAAUACCGGCACCAGGUGGUGGUGGCCAAUGUCCUGGAAUCCCGGAGAACCUCUGUCAUCAUUGUAACCAGGGACUCACAGACUCCCUUGUCCUUGUCCGAUGAGGAAAUAGCACAAGGCAUGGAAAUAGAGGAGAAGAUUGUGAGUUACCUCCAGGGCCAGCACACGGCCUUUAUAGAGAGAAAAGGCUGAGGAGCAGCUUGGAGGAAACAAGGGAAUUGUGCUGCAGAGGGAGUGGACCCAGAGCAAUUGCCUGUCCAGGUAAAUGAAGCAAUCCCCAUGGAACACUGAGGAGGGCCGUCCAACAUGAUUGCUUUUCUACAGCUUGGCCACAGCUGUUGUGGUAUUGUAAAAGAGAAAUACAUGGAAGUGAAACCAUUCCAAAGGAUAUUUGUCCUGGUGUCUCAAGGAAGAAAGGAGCUUGUUCCUGUCCUGUGGGCUGGGAGAACUGGGAGGACAAGAAAUUAUGAAGGUCUGUGUAUAUUAAAAGUUUCUUGAAUCUCC